UCAAUCCAUGAGGUGACAUCCUGUGAGAUCCUGUGGCCGCCCGGUCUUUACGGCAUUGAAUCCCCUCCCUCUCCUCCGUCCCCCUCCCAGCAGUUUCCUGGCUGAAAAGCGCAGGCUCCCUGCUCCCCCAGCAGAAUGACUGUAGCCACUGGCGACCCCUCUGACGAGGCGGCAGCGCACCCGGGGAACCCGGCUGAGUACGACCCUGACGCUGACCACGAGUGCUGCGAGAGAGUGGUCAUCAACAUCUCUGGGCUGCGUUUUGAGACACAGCUUAAAACCCUCUCCCAGUUCCCCGACACUCUGCUGGGGGACCCCAAAAAGAGGAUGCGCUACUUCGACCCACUGCGGAACGAGUAUUUCUUCGACCGGAGCCGCACCAGCUUUGAUGCCAUUCUCUAUUUUUACCAGUCAGGAGGGAGGCUACGGCGGCCGGCCAAUGUGACCCUCGAUAUUUUCUCAGAGGAGAUCCGUUUCUAUGAGCUGGGGGAUGAGGCCAUUGAGCUCUUCAGAGAGGAUGAGGGUUUCGUCAAGGAGGAAGAGAGGCCACUUCCUGACAAUGAGUUUCAGAGGCAAGUGUGGCUGCUCUUUGAGUACCCAGAGAGCUCGGGUCCCGCUAGGAUUAUCGCUAUCAUCUCCGUCAUGGUCAUCCUCAUCUCUAUCGUAAGCUUCUGCCUGGAAACCCUGCCCAUCUUCCGCAACGACGACGACGAACCGCACAGUGUCUUUGACACCAAUACCAACACCACAAUCUACUUCACGUCCACCUACUUUACCGACCCAUUCUUCAUCCUGGAGACGCUCUGCAUCAUCUGGUUCUCCUUUGAGUUCCUGGUGCGCUUGUUCGCCUGCCCCAGCAAAUCGGGCUUUUUUGGUAACGUCAUGAACAUCAUUGAUGUUGUUGCCAUCAUCCCUUACUUCAUCACCCUGGCCACAGAGCUGGCUGAGAAACCAGAGGAUGGCCAGGCGGGUCAGCAAGCCAUGUCCCUGGCGAUUCUCAGGGUCAUCCGUCUAGUGCGAGUCUUCCGAAUUUUCAAGCUCUCGCGACACUCCAAGGGGCUUCAGAUCCUGGGCCAAACCCUGAAAGCUAGUAUGAGGGAGCUGGGCCUGUUGAUCUUCUUCCUCUUUAUUGGAGUCAUACUUUUCUCCAGUGCUGUCUACUUUGCGGAAGCUGAUGAGCCCGAAUCGCAAUUUGAAAGCAUCCCAGACGCCUUCUGGUGGGCUGUUGUCUCCAUGACGACAGUAGGGUAUGGUGACAUGGUCCCGACCACCAUUGGUGGCAAGAUUGUGGGCUCCCUCUGUGCCAUUGCAGGUGUGCUGACAAUUGCCUUGCCCGUGCCUGUCAUUGUUUCCAACUUCAACUACUUCUACCACCGUGAGACAGAGGGCGAGGAGCAGGCCCAGUGCCUAGGCCCAGUCACCAAAGAGGACUCGAAUGAAGAGCUGAAAAAGAGCCGGAGCGGCUCAACCAUCAGUAAAUCAGACUACAUGGAGAUCCAGGAAGGGGUGAACAACAGUAUUGAGGACAUCCCUGAAGAGAACCUCAAGACUCAGGCCAACUGCACGACGUUGGCCAACACAAACUAUGUCAACAUCACCAAAAUGCUCACAGACGUGUAGCCAGCCGGCAGGCAUUGUCCUCUCGGUGAGGUUGAGGGGUCAAAGGAUAGGACAGGUGUGUAGCUUCCUUUUUCACAUGUGCUGCUGGAAUAUCAAGGCAAUAGAUUCAGGACGUAUACCUGUACUCGUCUUUUGUGAGUGGUGAGAAACACCAGAGACCAUGUGCUCACUCCUCCCCUAACUCCCCCUGUUAGCUCGUCACACCUUGCCCUCAAACUGACCUUCUGUCAGAUUUAAAAUCUUAUAAUCCACAUUUUGCUUGUUGAUGUCUGCAUGGAGUUGGCUUUGUCAGUGUGACUUUUUCAAAUAACCUGUUCACAACAGUAGUACAAAAAGAGGAGAAAUGUAGUUAAAAAAGGGGAAUUUAUAGUUUUCAGAAUAACCACACCACCAACACUGCUUCAGCCCCCCUGUGCCGGCCCCUACCCUGGUCUCCCUUCAUUGCUAAAGGCACACUGCGCUUCUGAAGAGUCUUGUUUGCGUGUUACAAUAUGCUGCUUCCUGGAGCAAGCGAAACAAACCCGUUCUGUGGUGAACUACUUGGAGAUUACAGAACGUGUGAGCAUUAAGCAGGCGUGCUGCGCUGCUGAGGCCUGUCAUGACCUGAGUCUGAGGAGUGUGAUACUGUAGUAGCAAUCCACACGAUUUACGGGAUAUCAGCUCCAUAAGCUUAUGAUGGUUUGACUUAUUUUCUUCCGUAGACAUCAGUAUCUGAUGAAUGACUGAGAAUGUCCUUGACUUUUCACUGCUUUAGUCUUACAUGAUGUAUGUGUUUACUGUACAUUGCAAGCAUCCCUCCUCCACUCACCUGCAUCAGUCUGAACCAGUCUUACUGCAGCUUUGAGGACAAAGUGAAUGUCUCUUCCUCUUUCAUAAAAAAAAAGAAGUGUACUCAUUUACAUACAGAUAGGUAAGUAGUUGUGACUGUAACCGAUACAGUAGCUAGAUACGGUAGGUAAUGUAGGUAGUAACUGUAGCCAGUUGAUUGUUGCAUGGAGUUCUUAACUGAAUGAGUGUUCUCACUCACACAACUAUCAUUGCUCCAAAGACACAGUUUAUUGUCUUGCUCUCUAUAACCUUCUAUCAUACAUGUGAAGGGGUGACUAUAAAGUGGGUAUCACACAUGUAAGUAUUCACCCCCCAUGGAUUUUCUCACGGUUUGUUGCCUUAUAAAGUGGGAUUGAAAUAGAAUUCAUUGUGAUUUUUUAGCCAAUGAUCUACAUAAAAUACUCCAGAAUGAGUAAAAAAACAAACAUUUAAACACAAUUUGACAAAGUAUUCACUCCUUUUGUUUACUCAAGCCUAAAUGAGUUCAGGAGUAACAUUUGUCUUAACAAAUCACAUAAUAAUUUACACGGACUCACUCUGUGUGAAAUUAUAGGGGUUGACAUGACAUUUGAAUAACUACCCCUUCCUCUGUCCCCCAUAUAUACAACAUCUGUAACUUCCCUCAGUCAAGUAUUGAACCUCGAGCACAGAUUCAACCACAAAGACCAGGGAGAUUUUCAGAAACCUCAUAAAGAAGGACAGGGAUUGGUAGAUGGGUAACAAUAACAAAGUAGACAUUGAAUAUCUCUGUAAGCAUGGUCAAGUGAAUAAUUAUGCUGUUAGAUUAGGUAUUCAAUCCCCUAGACACGUCAAACAUACAGUCGUUCUUCUAGACUGAGCCGCAGGGCAGGAAGGAAACUGCUCAGGGAUGUCACCCUGAGGCCAUUGGUGAUUUUUUUAAACGGCUACGGAGUUCAAUGGCUGUGAUGGGAGAGAACUGAUCAACAACAUUGUAGUGACUGCACAAAAAUGACUUAAAAAGAAGAAUCCACAUGUUCAGAAUAUAAAUAUUCCAAAACAUGCAUCAUGUAUGCAACAAGGCACUACAUUAAUACAGAAAGAAAACAUGUUUGGGGAAAAUCCAACAGAACACAUCACUGGCUGCAUCAUGGUAUGGGUAUGCUUGAAAUAGGC
Oncorhynchus tshawytscha (Chinook salmon) is the source of this 3582-nucleotide messenger RNA. RefSeq names its product potassium voltage-gated channel subfamily A member 2. Gene Ontology annotation, molecular function: protein binding; delayed rectifier potassium channel activity. The transcript has a single exon. Gene Ontology annotation, biological process: potassium ion transmembrane transport; protein homooligomerization. The record is from RefSeq and is a predicted model, not a curated record. NCBI's taxonomy places the organism in Eukaryota, Metazoa, Chordata, Actinopteri, Salmoniformes, Salmonidae. The coding region runs from base 136 to 1620 and encodes 494 amino acids. Gene Ontology annotation, cellular component: juxtaparanode region of axon; membrane; voltage-gated potassium channel complex.